Peromyscus californicus insignis is the source of this 2351-nucleotide messenger RNA. RefSeq names its product folylpolyglutamate synthase (gene Fpgs). NCBI's taxonomy places the organism in Eukaryota, Metazoa, Chordata, Mammalia, Rodentia, Cricetidae. The transcript is spliced from 16 exons. The record is from RefSeq and is a predicted model, not a curated record. Gene Ontology annotation, cellular component: cytosol; mitochondrion; cytoplasm. Gene Ontology annotation, biological process: tetrahydrofolylpolyglutamate biosynthetic process. Gene Ontology annotation, molecular function: ATP binding; tetrahydrofolylpolyglutamate synthase activity. The coding region runs from base 50 to 1867 and encodes 605 amino acids.
GAAGCGGGGCGGCACCAGCCCAGGCCUAGCAGGCAGUGGCAUCAGGACUAUGUCGUGGGCGCGGAGCCACCUGCGCUCGGCUCUGUCCCUGGCAGCUGUUUCUGCGCGUGGUGCAACGGCCGAGGGCGCGGCGCGGCGGUGGUUGAGCGCGUGGCCCGCGCCGCAGGAGCCCGGCAUGGAGUACCAGGAUGCUGUACGUAUGCUCAACACCCUGCAGACCAAUGCCAGCUACCUGGAGCAGGUAAAGCGUCAACGGAGUGACCCUCAGGCGCAGCUGGAAGCCAUGGAGGUGUACCUGUCACGGAGUGGGCUGCAGGUGGAGGACCUAAACCGCCUAAACAUUAUCCAUGUCACUGGGACCAAAGGAAAGGGCUCCACCUGUGCCUUCACUGAACGCAUCCUGCGGAAUUACGGCCUGAAGACAGGCUUCUUUAGCUCCGUCAGGCCACUCCAGACGCAGCUGAGACCAGUUGGCUACAGCCAUUUCAGCUCUCCCCACCUGGUGCAGGUGCGUGAACGGAUUCGCAUCAAUGGGAAGCCCAUCAGUCCGGAACUUUUUACCAAACACUUCUGGCGCCUCUAUCACCAGCUGGAGGAGUUCAAGGAUGACAGCCACAUUUCUAUGCCUGCUUACUUCCGCUUCCUCACACUCAUGGCCUUCCAUGUCUUCCUCCAAGAGAAGGUGGACCUGGCUGUGGUAGAAGUGGGCAUUGGCGGGGCUUAUGACUGCACCAACAUCAUCAGAAAGCCAUUGGUGUGUGGAGUGUCCUCUCUUGGUAUUGACCACACCAGCCUGCUAGGAGAUACGGUGGAGAAAAUAGCCUGGCAGAAAGGGGGCAUCUUUAAGCCUGGUGUUCCCGCCUUUACUGUGCUACAGCCAGAAGGUCCCCUGGCCGUGCUGAGGGAUCGAGCCCAGCAGACCUCAUGUCCUCUGUACCUGUGUCCACCGUUAGAAGUCCUGGAAGAGGGUGGGCUGCCGCUGACCCUGGGCCUGGAGGGAGAGCACCAGCGGUCCAAUGCAGCCUUAGCCUUGCAGCUGGCCCAUAGUUGGCUGGAGCAGCAGGGCCACCAGGAUGUCCGGGAGCUGAAGGUGUCCAGGCCAGGCACACGGGGGCAGCUGCCUCUGGCCCCUGUGUUCCAUCCCACCUCUCACAUGAGACAUGGGCUUCGGGACACGGAAUGGCCUGGUCGGACACAGGUGCUGCGGCGGGGACCUCUCACCUGGUACCUGGACGGCGCACACACCACCAGCAGUGUGCAGGCCUGCGUGCGCUGGUAUUGCCAGUCAUUACAGCGCAGUAAACGCCCCAAUGGUGGGCCUGAAGUACACGUCUUGCUCUUCAACUCCACUGGUGACAGGGACUCUGCCGCUCUGCUGAAGCUGCUGCAGCCCUGCCAGUUUGACUACGCCGUCUUCUGCCCCAACCUGACAGAAGUGUCAUCCACAGAGAACGCAGACCAGCAGAACUUCACAGUGACUCUGGACCAGGUGCUGCUCCGCUGCCUCCAACACCAACAGCACUGGAGCUGCCUGGCCGAGAAACAAGCCAGCCCUGACCUCUGGAGUAGCCCCAGCGCAGAGCCUGGCGGGCCGGGCUCCCUGCUGCUGGCCCUGCACCCACCUCACUCUGCUAGCACGAACUCCCUAGUUUUUAGCUGCAUCUCCCAUGCCUUACAGUGGAUCAGCCAAGGCCGGGAUCCCAUCUUUCAACCCCCGAGCCCUCCAAGGAGCCUCCUCAGCCACCCCACAGCCAGCAGUGGGGCAAGCAUUCUCCGUGAGGCUGCUGCAGUCCACGUACUGGUUACGGGGAGCCUGCACCUGGUGGGUGGAGUCCUAAAGCUGCUGGAGCCUUCCCUGUCCCAGUAGCCAAGGCCCCGGAAUCAGAGCCGGGAACUUCCACACCUGCCUGCUUCUCCACAGACGGAUACUCAGUGCCUUUCGAUUUCUGCUUGCAGAUUCUUUUUGAGACUGGCCCAGGGUCCUGGGCUCUUGGUAGAGUGUAGGGAUGUGAGAAGCGCUGCACCGUGGCCUCUCCUUCCUCUGGCAUAGACAGCAGGGGGCUUCCCAGAGCCCCUACCAUUGCUGUAGGCUUUCAGUCUGGCCGGUUCCCUGCUCACCCUGCUGCCUCCUGGCUCAGGCCCAGCUCAUGUGCAAACUGCCUGACCAGCCUAUAGACCUGCCUGAGGCUAGGCCAGAGACUUCCUCUUCCCUCCUGGUGCCUUCUGGGAAGAGAGAGGGCCUUUGCCUGGGCAUUUGGGGACUGUGAGUUGCUAGAACUAACUGAAGCUUUUAAACCCUUUCUUUUUUUUAUUUUUUGUAAAUAAAUGACAAACUUUUGAUUGACUCUUAA